AUGUCUUUUUUCAACUGCACGCUGCUCGUGUUAAUCCCAUCUGAAAUCUCGCGACAGAAAACCCAUGCCGGUAAUAUGGUGGGUGUGGCCAUCUCAGAGGCCACUGCAUCGUGCCUUCAGAGAUUCACAGAGUGCCUCGAAGUCGAGGCGUUGAUGAAGGAUGAAUGGGCGGAAAACCGCCUGGCCGAUUUCAACCUGUGGGUGUCUGGCGUCGGUGCCUCGGCUCGAGAACGGGCAUCGCUCGAUGCGAGAUUGACUGGGAGGUCCGAAGCGCGCGAGGUAAUAGUGAAUCUAUUAUGUCUCAUUGCGAAUGUCGUCGACGAGUCACUUUCGGGAAACAGCGACUCUAACACAGAAUUCGAAAGUGAUGCAGGGGCAGAUGGGUUCCUUGCUCCGGAUGAGCCUCCAGCACGACCAUUUUCUCCAUGGUCGGAUGACUCGUCUUCAGAUUCACAGUCAGAAGAGACGGGGCCGAUUUCGACACGCAACCCACUGCACGAUGCCAUGCAUAACAUAGAGAUGAUGCUUGACCAGCUUGCUCGGAUCGCUGUUGCAGUUCGCCGAUCAGGAAGGCGCUCACGACUGCAAAAGGCAGAUCAGCGAUUCAACCCUCAGGAUCACCGGGAAUUAGAGGAGCACCUUACCACGAUUCUGCUUGCCCGUCCCGAGUUUGCAAAAGAGCAAAUCGACCCUUCAAGACUAAAUGAGGUCCAACGGCGAUUGAUUCGUUGUAAUUUGAAGCGUCGAAAUCGCUUCCUCUAUGCACAGCAGCAUUCGAAAGGGUUGGAUCCGGCGACUACGGAGCACCAAUAUCGAACGCCAGUUCCCGAGAUAACGAAACCACCUCCAGAUGACGGUGGAAACCAGAAGUCUCGACCGAUUAUUUCAAAGCUCUGGAAUGGAACAAUGGAUACAAGAACAGGGACUAGUGCAUCAGCAAUGAGCAACUCUUUUGCCUUGAAAGAAGCCCUGGUUCCAGCACCAGCAUCAUCGACUGUAAUGUCAUCAACGGUGAUUGAUCUCCAAUACCCGCGACCUCCAAAGAUAAACAAGGAUGCACAAAUCUUUCGUUGUCCUUGUUGCUGUGCAACAUAUCCCGUAGCCCAAGCAGAAAAGAACCGGUGGAAAAAGCACGUCGCGGAUGACCUUAGCCCCUACACCUGCAUCCUGCCGGGUUGCAAUGAGCCUGAUGUUCUCUUCACCACGAAGGAAACCUGGCGACGACACAUUCUCACAGAGCACCGUAGCUUUGACUUUUGGGUUUGCUUUGCCUGUUCAGACAACGUACAGUUUUACAGCGAACACGAUUUUAUAGUACACACGACGACGGCUCAUGCAUCAUCUAUUCCGCAAGAUCAAAUAUCACUCUUAACAACCGUUUGCAAACGGUCCGCUCCUACGGAGAUCAAUUCCUGUCCACUGUGUGACUGGCCAGAAGGCCAAGAAAGCGAAGUGGACAAAGAUAUGCUCCUUGAUCAUAUCGCCAGGGAGAUACAUUCUUUUUCGCUUCGAGCAUUACCCUGGGCCGAUGAUAACGGACAGGAGACUGAUGAGCGAAUCGACUACAGCGCCAGCAAAGUUUACGACUGGCUGAUAGAAAACAGUCUAGCAGAUAGUCCGGAUCAAGAGAGGCCAUCUUGUGAGAAAAGACAUUUUACCUCUGAAUACUUCCAGUAUAAUGCAUAUUUUGCGGGCAGCUCGGAAGGCUCGAGCUCCAGCGACUUUGAAUCAGAUGCUUCUUGGGAAGUCGAGCUGAACAAACUAAAGCAAUCGGAGAGAUCGGUGUCCUUUGGAAGCAAAGGAAGUGACGAGCGCUCUGAAGAAACAGGGGAAAUAAGAAGGAUCGGGCAAAGAACCCCCGAGUUCGAUGAAUGGGCAUUCCCAGGGGGCUUGGAAAAAGAUACGGAGCUCUUGUACAAAGAUCAGGACACUGCCUCGGCUAGACCGCCCUCUAAUGUCCCUUCGCACCAUCAAAUAUCGUCAGAGAGCUCCAGUAUAGACCCUGUGGAUACAGCCACGGACAUUCCUACUACUACCGGAGAGUCUUCAGUCAUCCUUGGCCAGGCAGCUGCCGAGGGCAAGUUAGUUCAAGAGGAGUUAUCAGGGGUUACCAAUACCGAAGCACAUGAUUCCCAAGAAACAGCAGAAGCAGAUCUCCCCAUGACAGCGGCUCAGAAGAAGAAGGCGAAGAAAGAAAAGAAGAGAAAGCUCGCAACUUUAGAUGCAUUUCUGGCUAGCGAUGUCGAAAAUCCAGACAUACCGCCACAUUCGGGUCUUUCAUCAAAUUCUGCCCUCCCUCCCAACGAUCGAAAUGAUCAUGACUGGGAAAGAAUGACCGCAGACGAUGGAGAUUCAGUGUCUUCAGGAGCUGAUUUUGAUAGUCCGAUCGUCGGCCUUGUCUCCCCUGGCUCUCCGACAGAUCCUGCAAAUACAAUGCCAAUCAGUUCUUUUGAUGAAGCCUCUAAAACUGCUAGUUAUAUUGCGACUUUCUUUGUGAAAUUUCGCGAAAAUCUACCGGAACAUGCGGCAGAAAUUACCAGACUUAUUCUGGACGUUGACUUUAUCCACGCAGCUCUAGAUUCCCUGGAAAGGCUGAAUGUGAGCGGUGAUUAUAAAGACCAGCUUGACGCUGUGGAGAAUGACCGUGAACUAGUCUGCGAAAGCUUGUACUAUACCUUUCAGGAUAUCUUGGACCUUUCUCCACACCGAAGAGCCGAGGCAAAUUGGAAACAAGCGUGGAUUGACAUUCAACGCUUUUUUCGAGAUGAGCUAUCGCUACCGGCUCGUUUUGUCUUUUACAGUGACAUUUUAAAGGACGUAACCGCCAUGAUGCAGCAGUGCGUGUCCCAUUCCUUUUGCGUCCAAUACGUGGUUCCAUUUUGGCUGACUAUAUUAUGGCUUGAAAGUAAUAUUUCAGAUAGAGAUGUUCCAACCGUCGGGCGGAAUGAAAUCAACGCUCUCCUCCUUAAGCAAAAAUACCGACGCGCAGUCACCACACAGGCGAAAUCAUCCCCAACCAUCGCAAGUGCCGGAGCGGAGAGUCCUAACAACCAGAGACUUCGUGUAGAGAACUCCCGCGAACCCAUGCCUCCCUUUAAGCUUCCACUCCCGACCCCGGUGAGACGUGGAAAGCGAAAUGCGGCGCAUUCCAUUGCCAGCGCCCGUCCAAAUAUCGUCCCUACUUCUAUGGCCGGUGAUCAGGUUCAAAGGACCUUCUCAGAUGACGCCACAGCGAUGAACACUGGUCAAACGUUGCAAAUUGACGAUCCGGAACCUGUCACCAUUUUGAUAUCCCAGCUUUACCAAGCAGCUGCGGAAGGACGCGUGGAGGAUGUUGAGAAACUCCUCGCAGAGAGGCUAAGUCAAGAUGCUAUUACUAACCGUGAUGAGGACUUCUUCGAUGCCGAGUGCCAAAAACUUUAUGAGAAGAUUGAGCAGUGGGCUCUUUUUUUUUCAAGACAUUCGGAUAACCGUCAAUGUCUCUUGCUGGGUGACCUGGGCGAGGAGAAAGUUACUCAUCGAUUUGAUAACGCCAUCUUGGAUGGCUCAGCUGCUGACACUUGGUUGGGAUUUAAUAACCACCGAACAAAGGUCUUCACGUCUGUCAUAAUGAGCAUGGCGUGGGAGUUCAUCUUUACACGUUACCUCUUCGGGAUGGACCGUGAUCAGAGAACGAGGCUUAAAACAGCGGAGAAACACCUUGGUACAAUUGCACCACCUAAAACAACCCACCAUUGGCGAGCUGUUAUUUUGGCAUUAUCCUCUCACACCUCUUCAUUUACCCAUCAGGUGCAAUCUGAUACUGAAGCGGUUGCGCACGAGAUUUUCCGCACAUUAUGUCCUAUCCUUCCUCCGCCGACAGAAGUUGAAUUGCAACUUCUCGAGUCACUCUGCGAGGUGAUACAGGCCGCAGCUAAACUGGCAAUUGAAAUGCGAACCCAAUUGGCUGAAUAUAUCGUGUUACCCCCUCUGCAACCUAAGUUUGACGACAAGGGUAAUUUGGUCAGUCAGAUCUUUUUCAAUGCAACUCUCAUGAAUGAAUCCAGCGGGGGCAGUAAAUCGAAUGAAGAUCUGGAAGCGCAAAGAGCCGUUGUUCAGUUAGUCCUCUUCCCACUCGUUGUCAAGAAGGGCAAUGACCUGGGUGAGGGGGAUGAUGAGAUUAUACUGUACCCUGCACAGGUGCUUGUCAAGGGCAGCACAGAAGAGAAUAAACGGGAAGAUCCACUCGCGCCCCCCGAGAAUGACUGGGAAGACCCUCCUUCGCCACUUCGCGAGAAUGAAUGA
Messenger RNA from Aspergillus wentii DTO 134E9, 4284 nucleotides. RefSeq lists its product as uncharacterized. The coding region runs from base 1 to 4284 and encodes 1427 amino acids. NCBI's taxonomy places the organism in Eukaryota, Fungi, Ascomycota, Eurotiomycetes, Eurotiales, Aspergillaceae. The transcript has 4 exons. The record is from RefSeq and is a predicted model, not a curated record.